AUGCCAAGACGUUCUCGUCAGCUCUCGCUCACUACCAAGUGGCGACCAACCAGUUCUUGCACGACAUUGCCGGGAUCCAGGGUCAACUUGAACUCGUCUGUCUCGAGUGUGUCAAGCGCGCCCACGCCCGUGCUCCAGUCAUCGCUCACAAGCUCGUACCAGAAGCACGUUCUACAGAGCCAUCAUGAGAUUGGAAGUUCUAGACCCCACGCUACGUCGGCAAGAGGUCUAGAAGCUCCAGAAGCUCCUCAGGCCACGCUUUUUGCGCCUCGACGUCCAGUUGGUGCUGUUCCUGAGCUUUUCGUGACUUUCCGACACGUUUUGCUUUCUGUGGACAUCCCCGUGCCUUCUGCAGCAGUAGCAGCUCAAGCUAGUUCAGGUCAACUGAGUCGAGAGUCACUCGCUGCCAAGCACUUACCGACCAUACCAAAUCAUGUCCGAAAUAUUGUAGGAGGACUCACUGCAAACAGGACGUUUGUCCGUCGACAGCUUCUCAAGAAUGUGACUGGAGCUUUCACACCGGGUUCGAUGACACUGGUACUUGGACGCUCUGGAUCGGGCAAGUCCGUGCUGCUCAAGCUAUUGAGUGGACGUUUCAAUGUCAAUGGAAAGAGCGUGACGCUAGAUGGCGAAGUUUCGUACAAUGGGUUGAGUCGGGAUCAGCUCACGUCACAGCUCCCACAAUGUGUGGCGUACGUGCCGCAGCAGGACACGCAUCUGCCUGCAAUGACAGUGAAGGAAACACUGGACUUUGCAUUCGAUUGCUGUGCGAUUCGCGCUGAUGCAAAGCCUGUGAGUGCUGUGUACAACGCGCCUACGUUGGAGCACCCGGUCGCGCUUCCAACCACGUAUCUUGGUGGCGAGCGAGACCCAGUGGCUGUGACACGGGAACUCGGUUUGACACACUGUCAAGGCACCAUCGUUGGCGACGAACGCAUUCGAGGCAUCUCUGGGGGUGAAAAGAAGCGCGUGAGUACGGGUGAAAUGGCGUUUGGUCCGCAUGCUGUGUCCAUGAUGGACGAGAUCACGACAGGGCUUGACAGUUCUGCGGCUUUUGAUAUCGUAAAUGUGCAGCGUCGUCUGGCUCGACAGCAACGACAGACAGUGGUGAUAUCAUUGCAGCAGCCUGCACCUGAAGUGUUGGCACUUUUUGACAACGUGUUACUGCUGGCUGAAGGCGAAGUACUGUACCACGGAUCUCGUGCUCAUAUCCAGGCAUACUUCGAGGCGCUGGGCUUUGUUUGUCCUCCUGAGCGCGACCUCGCUGACUUCUUGUGCGAUCUGGCUUCUCCGGAGCAAGUUCAGUACGAAACUUCUCGUAUGCCAAUGUCCGGGAGGCGCCGCCACCCUCGCAGUGCGAGCGAGUUUGCUGAUCUAUGGAUUAUGUCACCUAUGUACGAGGCGAUGGUGGAAGAAUUGGACUAUCUGGACAAAGAUACGAAGACGUGCAGUCAAGCAUAUAGUAAGAAUGGUGAGAGAGAGCUGUACUUUGAUCAAGAAGCACUGCUGCGAGUCCCAGCAACUCGUCAAAGCUACUGGUGCAGCACGUCGAUCGUGGUGAAGCGACAAAUGCGUUUGGUUAUACGCAACAAGGAAUUAUGCGCUGGUCGACUGCUGCUGGAUCUACUGGUUGGCCUAAUGGUGGGUGCAAUUUACUAUAACAUGGACCUAGCGGACCCACAAGUUACAGUCGGCGUGGUCUUCUCAUGCGUGUUGUUUCUCGGACUUGGUCAAUCGGCGGCGCUCGCACCAUUUUUUGAUGCACGGGGUGUAUUUUAUAAACACCGCGGUGCUAACUUUUACCGCACGUCCAGCUAUGUUCUUGCCUCGUGUGCCAGUCAUCUACCACUAGCACUUAUUGAAGCGCUGGUCUUCAGCUCACUGGUCUACUGGAUGGGUGGAUUCACUGCAACUUUCGAGCAUUUCAUGGUGUUUGUUACGUACAUGCUCCUGACAGUGCUGGUGUUCAUUGGCGAGUACUUUUUUCUGGCUGCAGCAUGUCCGACACUCCAUGAAGCCCAGUCAGCUUUGACAUUGGCACUGCUUUUGUUCAUACUCUUUGCCGGCUUCGCAGUUUCUCGUGAACAACUUCCGUGGGCUUUGCGAUGGAUUUACUGGUGCAACCCCCUUGCGUGGGCGAUUCGCGGGAUCAUGGUGAGCCAAUAUCGUAGCAGUGAGCUGGAUGUCUGCGAAUACGGAGGGAUUGACUACUGCAAGACGUAUCAAGGGCAGACGUUAGGCGAUUACUCUCUUGGGUUGUAUGAUGUUCCCGGUGAACCCAAGUGGGUUAUGCUGGGAAUGCUGUUUCUCGCACUAGUGUACGUCGCAACCAUGCUCAUGUCAUACGUGAUGCUGAAUUACUAUCGUCAUGAGGCUAUUCCAGCAUUGCCACUAUCGUGCAACCCGUCAUCAGGUUUUUUUGGCGAUACGGUGAUGACACCGAGACAACCAAACGAGUCAUACGCUAUGUUGUCUACGCCUCGAGGGAACGAAGACGAUAUGCAGGAGAGUGAUUUGGUUGGGUUUCCGCUCCGCGACGAUGGCAACGAUCUCGUCGCUUCGGGUGGAGGUGAUGUCGGCCUGGGCGGCUCGUCUGUCGUCUCACAAGGGCUCAAAACGAACCCUGAGGACGUUGUGGUACACUUGACACCUCGACGGGACGUGCUACCUGUCACGCUUGCAUUUCAAGAUUUGCGGUACAGCAUUUCUGUCCCCACAGGUGCUAUCGAUGUAGACGGACAAGCAGAAGGUGAAGGAGCUCCAGGUGGCCCAGUUGCUGUUGAUGCUCGUGCGAACACGAGUAAGAAGAAGGAAACAGUGACUCGAGAGUUACUGAAGGGUGUCACAGGGUAUGCAUUGCCUGGCACAAUGACAGCACUGAUGGGCUCUACUGGAGCUGGAAAAACUACGCUUUUAGACGUCCUAGCUGGUCGAAAGAGCGGAAAAACAGGCAGCAAGAAUGGCACAUCAACUUUACGAGGCAGGGUGCUGCUGAAUGGAGUUGACGCUACAGAACUCGCGGUGCGUCGAUGUACGGGUUAUUGUGAGCAAACGGAUGUGCAUUCUGAAGCAGCGACAUUCCGAGAGGCAUUACAGUUUUCGGCGUAUCUCCGUCAAAGCGACCAAGUUGCACCCGAUAGGGUCGAAGAGAUUGUCGACGAGUGCCUGGACUUGCUGGGACUAAAUGACGUAGCUGGUCGGUUGAUCCGUGGCAGCUCGAGUGAGCAGCUCAAGAGACUGACUCUAGGCAUCGAACUCGCUGCGCAGCCCAGUGUACUAUUCCUCGAUGAACCAACGAGCGGUUUGGAUGCUCGAGCUGCAAAGUUGCUGAUGGAUGGUGUUCGCAAAGUGGCGGAUUCGGGACGGACGGUCAUUUGUACGAUUCAUCAGCCAUCUACUGAAAUCUUCUUGCUUUUCGAUAGCCUCUUGCUUCUCCAGCGCGGUGGCGAGACCGUGUACUUUGGUGAAUUGGGCCACAAUGGUGAAACGAUAGUAAACUACUUUCAGGGAUUGAGCUCGCAAUGUCGUGUGCCGCCAUUUGAACCAGGCGACAAUCCGGCCACCUGGAUGCUGGAUGUGAUUGGUGCAGGUGUUGAGAGGAUGAAGCCAAUGUCGUCGCUCGCGCGCAAGUUCAGACGCCCUGAUCCACGUGCACUGAAAAAUUAUCGUUUACAACAACUGGAUGGAUCGUUCAAUUCGUCCGCUAGCGUCGAGCACAAGCGGCAAAAUCGUGCUGAAAGUGUGGACUUUGUAGCAGCGUACAAGUCUAGCCGCAUCAAGCAACGUCUGGAUGUCAAGCGUGCUGCACCAGGAGUGUUUAUGCCUUCGGAUCGGUUGCCGCCCGUGACCUUUGCUCAACGUCAAGCAGCUAGUGACCGACUGCAGUUCGCGAUGCUCCUGCGCCGGUUCCUGCGGCUUUAUUGGCGCACACCGCUUUACACGCUUACUCGAAUGGUGACUGCGCUGACUCUCGGCUUGGUGUUUGGACUGGUAUACUCUGGCACCAAUGAUCUCACCACGUACCAGGGUGCUAACGGUGCCGUGGGUUUAAUUUUCUUCUCGACGUGCUUUUUGGGCGUUGGAGCCUACGUCCAGGUGCUCCCACUGGCAUUCGAAGAACGCGGCUCAUUUUAUCGUGAGCGUGCUUCUGAGACGUACAGUGCGCUGUGGUACUUUGCGGCUUCAUCGGUGGUGGAGAUUCCCUACGCAGCCGUUGCUUCCAUGAUCUUUGUCAGUGUAUUUUACCCGAUGGCAGGCUUCGCUGCCUACGGUGACUUUGCUCAAGUUGUGGUCUACUGGUUGGUGUUGACCAUACACAUCUUGUUCCAGACGUACUUUGGUCAGUUUUUCACAUUCGCCACCGCAAGUAUCGAGCUCGCCGCUGUCUGGGGCGCACUCUUCGACUCCAUUUUUCUCAUGUUCAUGGGCUACAAUCCUCCCUUGUCAAGCAUCCCCGACAAAUACAAAUGGCUGUCCCAUUUCGUGCCGCACCGCUACGCGUUUCAAGUGCUCACAGCGUUGGUACUUGGCGAAUGUCCGGAUGAGCAAAUGCAGCAGAUUGCAGAGGCUGCUGCCACCAACACCACGAUUGAUGUCUCAAGUUGGCCACUAGGCUGCCAACCGCUCACUGAUGCGCCUCCCGCUGUGGCCAACAUCGCGCUCGCCUCGUACAUUGAUAAAGUGUUUGGAGCCCGCCGUGAAGAUACCGCAAACUCGGUCACCGUCGUUGUCGGUAUCUUGCUCGCGAUGCGAUUAGCCACGUUGAUCGUCAUGCGUGUCAUCAACCACCAGAAGCGCUGA
Peronospora matthiolae is the source of this 4800-nucleotide messenger RNA. The record is from the annotation of a GenBank genome assembly. Lineage: Eukaryota; Oomycota; Peronosporomycetes; Peronosporales; Peronosporaceae.